Molecule: messenger RNA, 3549 nt
Organism: Asparagus officinalis (garden asparagus)
Lineage: Eukaryota; Viridiplantae; Streptophyta; Magnoliopsida; Asparagales; Asparagaceae
Exons: 4
Coding region: 328-3267 (979 amino acids)
Source: RefSeq, a predicted model, not a curated record
UGUUUUCUUUUCUUUUGCUCCCAUCUCUUCUUACCUCUUUGAAUAGAAACACUCCUUUUUCUCACUUCUUAUCCCCAUUUUUUUUCUCUCCCUUUCCUCUCUUCUCUAUUUCGUUUCCUUCCACCUUUUGUUUUCCUUUACCUAGAAUUUCUCUAGUGAAAGAUCUAUGAAGGGGCACUAUUGAUUCAGGUGAAGGGAUCAAAAGGGGAGUGAUUAAAGCGGGCUCUUUGUUUUUGGGCUUAGCUUGAAAUCUUUGGUUAUGCUGGAUUUUAAACAUCAAGAGAUCCGUAGGCAAAGCUGCAGUGAGAGAGUGAAGGGUUCCUUCAGAUGUUAUCCAUUGAAAACCCUUCAUGUUCCUCUAAGGAUUCAGAUCUAGCAAGCGGCCAUGGAGAUCAUCAGGCCCAACCUCCUAAUUUCUCCAUAAGAGAUUAUGUUUUCAAAUCUAGAAGCAAAGAUAUCAAAGUAAAUUGGCCGUUUCGUGAACAACUACUGCAACUUUGCUUGGAUAAUGGCAUCACUGGUCUAUUACCACCUCUUCAACCUCCCAGUUUAGUAAGAGCUCAUUGCUUAAGAAAACAAUUGGAUUCUGAUUUUGCCAAAAACAAGACAAUCUUUGAGAAUCAAGAUUCUGAGGAGAAUGUUGAACUUGAGUCUCUAUUGCAUCUAAAUUCACUUACAGAGGAAAGAAGAAAACUUAAUGCCUCUUCAAUGAUUAGCCAUGAGCACAGUGAAGGAAUAUCAGGUGAUCAACUGAAGAAGAGGUGUAAAUUGGCAAUAAAAUCGGACUUAUUAUCGAAUCCAGUCUCAGUUUCUGAUCCCAUGGCUUCAAAGGUUUGCCCUGUUUGCAAGUCAUUUACAUCCAGUUCAAAUACCACUUUGAAUGCGCAUAUCGAUCAAUGCCUUUCUUCUGAUCAGUCUGAUGCAAUAAAGGAUGUGAGUGAGUUACAAAAAUAUAGAGCACAACCAAGGAAGAAAAGGUCAAUGGUGGAUAUUUAUAGAACUGCUCGUCACUGUACUCUUGAAGAUCUUGAUAGAAGAAAUGGUACUAACUGGGCUGUUACUCUGGCUCCAAUGGCACCUGCAGACGAUGCUAAUUUUGCUCCAUCAUCACCUGCAAAUGAUCAUAAUUUAGAAAUGAAAAGAACAAUGUCUGAACCUUCAGUUUCCGUGAAAGAGGGAAAUGUUGGAGAUAUUUAUGUCGAUUCAAAUGGUACGAAGCUUUUGAUUUUGUCUAACUUCAAUGACUCUCCUUCAUCGGUUUCAAGAAAGAACUUCAAGCUCAAGAAGAAGAUCUCCAAGAAGAAGAUCUUGAAACAGAAGGGUUCAGAGUUUACGAAUGAUAAUCCACAGAAAAGGAAGUUGCGGAGAUUCAAAGAGUUCAACAGCGAGAAUGAGGCAGCAAUUGAAGAAGAUCUCAUCACUGAAGCUUAUCAGGAGAAAGAAGAAUCAAUAUCACAUCUGUUAAGUACUCAUGAUCAAGUCAAGCAUAGUGAGCCUUCAACAUUAGGACAUUGGGUAUGCUCAAAAAGAUCAGACCUACCAAGGAAAGUCAAUAACAAGGACAUUAGUGAAGAAUCAAAGUCAAGAAAGUUAUCAAUGAGUUAUACUCUAUCAGAAUCAGCUCCUUCUAUCCAAAGAAAUAAGGUUUCAAACUAUUCGAUAUCAUCUGAAGCUGCGGUCUCCCCUAAGCCUAAGGACAUCAAUAUUCUUUUCAACACUGAUAAAAACAUGGGUAGUGGAAAAAAGAAAUCUCCUCAACCAUCAAACUUGCAUUCUAAAUUGCUGUCGGAAAGUUGUCAUCCUUCCUUGAAGGUGAGAAAAAACCCGACUUUUAAAAAGAGUGGUUUUACAAGAACAUGCAUCUCGCUUGAAGAAAUUGAGAAGGUUGAGAAACUCAUUCCCCCCAAAAAAUUUAAGAAGCAAAGAUCAAUAUUAGGGUGUAAUAAACGGAGAGGAGAAAAGAACUCUAUUGUCAAUGGAGGAAUUGAUGAUUCUACCGAAGAUUUUGGCUUGGUUUCUUCCAGAGCUAAUGAAGCAAGUGAGACCCAUCAAUCCAAUUUCUCUGACAAUCAAGAAAAAGGAAGUUCUGAAGUUACGGAGCUCAUUUGCAGAGAUGAAACUCUUGAAGAAUUAUCAGCUGAAACAACAUAUAGCCAAAAAGCACAAUUUGGAGAUGCAGUCACCAAUGAGGGCAUUCAAAUAUCAGAUGAUCAAGCUGAGCAAAUAUCGCAGCAUGAAGAUUUUGAUGCAAAUAGUUCCUUCUUUGAAGAACCUAAUCCUGAUGAUGGAGAUAAAGUUCCUGAGAAUACUCAAGAGAACUCAUCAACAACCUUUGUCAGAGCUGAUUCUAAUCCAGAUCAUAGUAUGAUUCUUGAUAUGGACUCGUCUGCUUCUGUGUCUCCUUCAUCUCCUGUGGAUGUUAACAUCAAAAACUCAGAGGGUGAUCAGUUGGUUAAAGAUGCUUCCAAUCAUAAUGAAUUGAGCCCAUUGACAAUGAGAAAAGAUAAUAAAGCGAUAACAAAGGAACCUUUAUGCUCAUGCAGUGAAAGCCUUUCUCGUGAAUCUCAGUUCUCAUAUCAAACCAGAAAGAAUACCAUCUCCCAUUUGUUCAUAAAACCUCCAGCUCCUUCCCAUCUCCAAGUUUGCCCUAGUUUGGAAUCACAUACCGAAUCAGUCGUAACAACAGACUCUUCACAAUCUUCUCUGAAUGUCUCAACUCCAUGUUCUCGAGUUAACUCUGCAUCAAAUCCAAUUUUGAGGUUGAUGGGCAAAGAUCUUGUGGUGAGCAAAGAAGAGACAAAUUUUCCUAGUACUUCAAGCUACAAUUCACAACCAAAGUUGAUCUCCUUUGGAUUUCCAAGCAAUGUAGGAUUCAUCAGUUACAAAAAUAACUACCAACAUCAGUUUCAAGCUAUGGGUAAUCACCAAAUUCCUCUCCAACAUCUACAGAGAUCUAAUAUGCACAUCCCUCCAUCACAUUACUAUAUGAAUAGAAUGGUUGCAUCCGAAAAUCAUCAGCCAAAGCCAAUUAUUCACUCUAAUCAAGCUCGAGAAGUGAUUGUGAUUGAUGAUGACUCUCAUGGACUCAGGGCUGAGCAAAGGGCUCAAAGUUCAAAUAUCAUGACUUCUCAAAGGAUGUUUGCUUGCUGUCCUUCAUAUAAACCUUAUGUAUCGGGGGCAUUCACUCUUGGCCAAAGGGAAACUUCACAAGACCCUUUUGUGUUCCCCUCACCUUCAUCUCUAUAUAUUUCUCCAAAUCGGCGGUGAAGUUUUCCACACUUUUUUUUGUAUGCAUGCUUUAAAACUGAUAGUUUAUAUUGUACUAGUGGCUCUUCAACUUUUUUGCAAAUAUGAACCUUUUCUUCCAGAAAAAGAUCAAAACGGACAGUAAAAGUAUCUUCAACAAAUAAUACCGUUGGCAUUUUGUAAUUUGUGUUAAAAGUGUUUUGUGAACCUUUCGGAGUAUAUUGUAUGUGUAUACCACUUGGAAAAAAAAAUCCAUGGCUCUUUGACAUGUUCUUUUUUAAAUGAAAGAAAACCUUAAUAUUA